Microtus ochrogaster (prairie vole) is the source of this 2224-nucleotide messenger RNA. RefSeq names its product endothelin 3 (gene Edn3). NCBI's taxonomy places the organism in Eukaryota, Metazoa, Chordata, Mammalia, Rodentia, Cricetidae. Gene Ontology annotation, molecular function: endothelin B receptor binding; hormone activity. Gene Ontology annotation, biological process: regulation of systemic arterial blood pressure by endothelin; vein smooth muscle contraction; intracellular calcium ion homeostasis. The record is from RefSeq and is a predicted model, not a curated record. Gene Ontology annotation, cellular component: extracellular region.
GCCUGGGGCAAAUGCGCCUCUGGUCGGCUCCCCCCUCUGCGCUUGGAAAACGACCCCCGUGCGCCCCGGGUUCAAAGGCCCGACGCCGCAGCUCCAGCCCCUCGGAGGGGCGGGGAGGCGAAGGGGGUGGUGCGGGAGCCAGAAAAAGCCGAGCCACAGCCGGCCAGCCCUGCGCAGGGAUGGGCAGCGCGCUCUGAAAGUUCGUGACCGCCGCAGGCAACUAACUCUUUGCCGGGACGCGCAGCUCAGGCAGAGGCAGGACUCGAAAGCUAUACCCGAUCCCAGUGCCCUUUCGAGAGCGGCCACCCUCCAGGCCCGGUGCUCCGGCGCCAGACCAGGGUUCAUGGAGCCGGGGCUGUGGCUCCUUCUCGGGCUCACAGUGACCUCCGCUGCAGGAUUUGUGCCUUGCCCCCAGCCUGGAGGCUCUGGCAGAACCAGCGUGUCCCAGGGCCCCUCUGAAGCUGGCUCAGAGGGGAACUGUGAAGAGUCUGUGGCCCCAACAGUUGCACAGCCUGCAAGUCCUGGAAGUGCUGGUCCGGAACGGGGACUGGGCAGGUCUGGGGAGCAGGAGGCUCAGGGGGUUCCUGCACACCCCCGACCCCGGCGGUGCACAUGCUUCACAUAUAAGGACAAGGAGUGUGUCUACUACUGCCACCUGGACAUCAUCUGGAUCAACACCCCUGAACAGACUGUGCCCUAUGGACUGUCCAACUACAGAGGAAGCCUUCGAGGAAAGAGGUCCUCCGGGCCAUUUCCAAACAGCUCCCAGCCUUCUUCACGGACACGCUUGCGCUGUGCUUGUAUGGGAAGAGAUGACAAGGCCUGUGCACUCUUCUGUGCGCACACUGCAGAUUUCAACAGUGAUUCCUGGAGACCAGCUGCAGAAGACAAGGGGGAGACCAGAGGCGCACGUCAGAGGUUGAAGUCAAGGACGGAGAAAGGCCACCGGCUGUAGCAGUCUGCUACCAAUGCUUCUUGCUUCCUGCAGAGAACUUCACCCUCCUCUCCCUGCCUGCCAACUGCCUUCCAGGAAAGAGACAUUGUGCUUACUUACACAGUUCAAAUUUCCUCUUUAGGGACAAGGAGGGAAUUGACCUGAGGGGGGGUGGGAGAAAGAAAGAAAGACCCACCCAAAGAGCCCCCACUUUCCAGUACACCCCUACCCCAAGAAUGCCCAAGUCCCAAAGACCCCAGCUUCCUAAUGGGAAAAAUGAUCCCAGAUGUGCCCCGGGGGCCAGAUGCCUGCAGCUCCGGUUUCACGGGGAAUUGUUUGGGAGGUAUGUUAACUCUGAAAGCUACUGACUAGCUUCUGACAUGACUCCUCUUGGAAAGUAAGUGGACACCAGGCUGGCUCUUUACAAAAGUAAACACACGACCAUCUCCUAGAAGAUGCAGGACACCCAUGUGGCCGGAGCAGCCCUGCUCUGCAGCCUGCCAGGCCUGCCCGAGUUAGUGGGUGCAAGACCUCUGUCUGCUCGAGACCCCAGUCCUAGCUGUGCUGCAGUCUGUAAACUUGCAGUUUGUGGGAUAUAGAAAUGUCUAGCUGUGCUUGGUACUCACCAAAAGAGUGGAUCUCAAAAGUGGGAAGAAAAGGAAGACAAGUGACCUCGACGUUUGUGAGACAAACAAGAGAAAACACAUUCUUGAUGGUUUUGAACUCCAGGGCACACUGCAAAGAAAGCUGUGGGUUCUGCAGGAUGGUCUCGUGUCAGAGCUCCCAAGCUGCCUUGCAGGGAGCUGCCCCGAGGAGAGUCAAACUCAAGGCUAUUAGGCUAAAUAUCUGCUUUCAUGAAUAAAUGUGGAUCUUUAGGGAGUGACUGCGAAAUAAGCUGGAAACACAAACUCCUUGUACAUUAUGUAAAUUUCUGUUUAUCUAUAUAAUUGGCAACAACUGGGAAUUGUAACUCCUGAUGCUUUAAAAUCUUUUAGUUGAACUCUCUCUGCUGUGUUCAUGGAGAGUGUGCGCUGGGGAGUGGAUUGUGAGUUCCCAUGUAAACUCGGCUAUGCGGGCCCAGCUGGGGACAGUCUGCCCACCUCCCCACGAGGCUUCACAGCAAUGAGGACCUGUCUUUGGGCAUGUGCCAAGGGUACCAUGCGGAGACACUUUAGCCGGUGUGUGAAGUGGGGCCUUAACCAGAUGUUGGACUUGGGAGGAGUGCCUCCUAAGUCACUCCAGGUGUGAUUGUGCCCGUCUGUUGGGGAGGGGAGGGGUGAGAGUGGUGGU